Molecule: messenger RNA, 1861 nt
Organism: Anastrepha ludens (Mexican fruit fly)
Lineage: Eukaryota; Metazoa; Arthropoda; Insecta; Diptera; Tephritidae
Exons: 7
Coding region: 158-1861 (567 amino acids)
Biological process (GO): protein ubiquitination
Molecular function (GO): ubiquitin-protein transferase activity; zinc ion binding
Source: RefSeq, a predicted model, not a curated record
UACGUCACGCUUUCUGACUGAAAUAUUGAGGUCAAAAUUUUUUGUAUAUUUUUUAAGCAAAAUAAAUAAAAAUAAUUAACGAAAUAUAGCCACUCAGAUGCAUAAGCUUUCGAAUGAAGCAAAAAAACUGCAUUAAAAAACAGAUUUUGGAAAGAGCAUGGAUUUUGAGAAUAGCAGAAGCAACAUAAAUAGCAGCAAUAAAGACGACGGGUACGCCAAAGAGCAGUUAAACCCACCAACAUUGGUCACGCUAGCCGCCAAGGCGUCAGCCAGAGUUAAGGUAUUACCAGUGAACAGCUUGGACAUAAGAACAACAGCAACAGCAACAACUCCAUCAACAGCAACAACACCAUCAAGAAUAACAACAUUAACACUUGCGGAAAGUGCCACUUCAACAGCAGCAGCACCAUCAAUGAGGCCAGUGGCGACAAUCAACCAAGCAGGCAUGGCUUUGUUGGCACCGGAGAACACUGAUAAAUCGCUUAGCCAAAAAUCCCUUGACUCCGAUUGCACGCUACAGUCUGACGAUCAGUCCGAAAGCAAUGUGUUCAAGGCACUCGUGGCCGCACAGUCAUCAGAUGAAAAAGUAUUUGCGAGCGUACAGACUUUAGACCGUAUUUUGCUGGCACAUUCGGAACAGACGAUAACGACGGCGCGUGUCGAGCUACUGGAUUCCAAUACAAGUCGAACGACGCGUGAACUGAUGCUGCAGGCUGGUAGCCAAGGCGUCACGAAGAGCUUAGCGGCGACUAGAGAUGCAGCGAUGGUAGCUGGAGCUGAAGGUGAGGGGGCGCGUGGUGUAAGCGGUAACGGUAACGGCGAAGGGUUGCUACAAACGACACCGACCGACUCGGUGCGUUCGAUUGGUUCGCUGGUCUGUCGCAUUUGCCAUAAUGCGGAGAAUCCCGAAAAAUUAGUUUCGCCAUGUUUGUGCAAGGGAUCGCUGACAUAUGUGCACAUUCAUUGCCUGGAACGUUGGAUUAGCACCUCGAGGAGCACCAUUUGCGAGCUUUGCCAAUUUCAAUACAACACCGAACAGACGCUGAGAUACACCUGCUUUCAAUCGCUACGCAUGUGGUAUUCCCGUUCAAUGAGCCGCCGUGCAUUGCAGGAAGACUGUCAAAUGUUUUCUUUACUCACUCUGGUCGCCUUUGGCAUCAUUGGAACUUUACUCGUUGGUAUUCAGUACUAUUUCCUACAGGGUGAGACCUGGGGAAUGAGCCGCGCAUGGACCAAGGGUUGGCUUAUAUUCUUUCUGUUCACAACGUUGACCAUAUAUUUCAUAAAUAUUUAUAUGAUACUUAAAUCGCAGUUGAGUCCCUGGUACAGGUGGUGGCAAUCGGCCCGUGACAUCAAGUUAAUAUUGGAAAAUCGCAAACCUUUCAAAUUUCGCCCCAAUCGACGUUUGCAAAAUCAUCAACUCGCACAGGAGCUUUCUAACAUGGCGCAACAACAACAACAACAACAACAGCAACAAAACGUUGACAAUACACCGCCAUCAUCAACCGCUGUGCCUCAGGCAGUACCCACAUCUACGCCUCAACAGCCUUACCAUCCAAAUCAGCCAAUAACUACAACCGCCACUGUCAGCAGUGUCCCCAUUCAUUACACCAGUACACCAAUACCAAUGCCACGAGCAAACAUUUAUCACCUGCCCAUGUGUAUUAAUAGCAUUGAGUUGCAACGCAGCGAGUAUUACGAGUAUGACGUUGACGAUGCCACCGUACGGUAUUGUGACAAAAGACCGCUGGUAAUGACGACCUGCAAGGGGACGGCGGUGGCGUUGCAUCGCAACAAACUAACAAACGCUGCUACAAUUGAGCUCGAAGGUCGCCUCUGCGAUUGGGGAACGAUACAGUAG